AUGUGUUAUAACCAUACUUAUGAAUUUCCAUCAAUAUAUCAAUGGGAUAUACAAUUGAAUAGAGACAUAAUAAUGUGGAGAAGAAAAGAUAAGAAUAAUGCAAUACAUAACAAAAAGAAUACAUAUGAUAGUAAAGGUGACGAUAACAAGACGGUCAAGUUACAAUUUAAUUUGAUGGUGACAUCAUUGAUACUUUGUAACUUGGAUUUUAUUGAUAGAGUUUGCCUUUUACUCACUUGCAAGGAUAUAUAUAAACAUAGAAAACAGCUGUAUUCAUUUAGAAACGAUCAUAUCUCACAGAUACCUGGGUCGGUCGGUAUUGGUCGUGGCAAGGAUACCUAUCAACUAGGCAACGAUAGUGUGCAGCUAUCUCUGUUUCUACCAGUAUCAAACAAGACCGGUAAAAUAGUUAGGAGUAAUCGAGAGAGAAACUUUAAUCCGUCACCACUCGUCCUCUACUACUACGAGAUGACCAAUGUCGCCUGGAUCAACGAAUACCCAUUCACCAAUAUAUCAAUGCACCCACAUCCCAAGAUCGCCAUCCCUCCAUCAGUCUCUGGUCUAUCGAUUGAAUAUUAUUACCCAGUAUCUGAUAUUCAUCUACGUCAAGAGGUUUUAAAGUUUAUCAGCAAUCCUAGUACGUCAACCAUCCCACCCAUCCCUUUAACAAGUACAAUGACAUCAAAACAAAUCAAGUCUUUGGAACCAUUACCAAUACUACCAAAUACAAUUUCCAAAUUAUCAAUUGAAAGUAAAUAUUUCAAAGUUUUAAAGACCAUCUCUACAACAACACCUGGAGUAGUGUCGCUGGCAAGUAGUAUUACACACUUGGUAUUGAGUUCAUUCCAUUUUGCAAUGUAUCAAGCCAAGUUACCAAACACGGUGCAAAGUUUGACUGUCACGGUCAAUGCGUCGGACAAGGUCAGUACUGCUUAUUUCCCAGACACUCUGUAUCUACUUGACAUACGGUCUGCACUUGGUUCAGAUCCGAUAACAAUCGAGUUUACAGGUCUACUUCCUCCACUCCAACACUUUCGUGUUGAUAAACCUCCAUCGACCACUCUACUAUUUGACAUGGACCAUCUGGUCAGUCAACCCACUUUAAAAUCGGCUAUCAUGACAACACCUCUAUGGCCAAUCAUGGCAUUACCAAGAUCCUGCUCGUUUUUCGACAGUCUUUGUCCAGACACGGAAUUGGGACAACCGUACAAUGGAGGUGUCAAAGCAUUAUACCUUAGUACCCAUAUCCCACUAUUCAAAGCAAUCCCAUCGUCGGUUGUAUAUCUCUUGUACAAUCAUAUUACCAUUAUGCCACCACAACUACCAUCAUCGUCAAAUGAACAACCAAAGAAAGAAUUAGAGACUGUUCAAUUAGAUAUACCUAGUUCAGUAUUGUAUUUAGAGAUGGGAGGUUCGGUCUCUUCAGAGAUUGAGAAAUUGGGUGCACUCCCUCCACACCUAAGAUAUCUGUCGUUUGGUGGUGAUGUGAUGACUAGUCCCAAAGACCUGUUUCCAACAACACUAUCUAUACUUUCACUUGGUGUACCUAAAAUCGAGUCAAUCACAUCAAAUAUUACAACACUAACAAUUGGACGUGAGAUUUACGGGAAUGCGUACAAGCUACCCGACACGAUCACAUCUCUAUCGAUUAUGGCUAGUCGAAAAUUCCAACUUGAACAUCUACCACAACAUUUGGUCACACUGGUAUGUGUCAAUAUCCACCUCACAAAGACCAGUCUUCCCACACUUAGAUCACUCACCUACACCGACGUACCAGACUCUGUCAAAGAGUUACCCGUCAACAUUACCUCACUUGGUGUGUUUGGUCGUACCGAUCUCUUGUCAUGUCUACACUUUAUGUCUCCGUGUUUGACGGUGAUGGCAACAUCGGGACAAUUCUUUAGAGAUGUUUGGAUACAUGAUAUUGUACCGCCAUCAGUCCGACACUUGACACUCUCCAAUACCGUUGUCAUUUUAAAACAAAUACAAUCUUUAAAUUUAAAAUUUAAAUCAAAAUAUUAA
This is a messenger RNA of Cavenderia fasciculata, 2022 nucleotides long. RefSeq lists its product as uncharacterized. Lineage: Eukaryota; Evosea; Eumycetozoa; Acytosteliales; Cavenderiaceae. The record is from RefSeq and is a predicted model, not a curated record. The coding region runs from base 1 to 2022 and encodes 673 amino acids. The transcript is spliced from 4 exons.